Archocentrus centrarchus (flier cichlid) is the source of this 1007-nucleotide messenger RNA. RefSeq names its product protein C19orf12 homolog. The coding region runs from base 293 to 718 and encodes 141 amino acids. The record is from RefSeq and is a predicted model, not a curated record. Lineage: Eukaryota; Metazoa; Chordata; Actinopteri; Cichliformes; Cichlidae. The transcript has 3 exons.
UAUAGUGCGCAUGUGCCCAGGCAAGGUUUCUGACUUUGUGCGCAUGCUCCUGGUCAAUGAAAGUAAAACUCGAAAUAAAGCAGAAAGUAGAAACAUCUUUGGUGUAACUUCUUCCGCCGAUGCUCGAACUGUACCGGACGGGCCAAUCUCAGGGGGAGCUGAGCGGAAAUCAUCCCGGAGCCUCUCUCACAGUUGGGGGCAGGAAGUUCUCGGGCUUCGGUCCGCCGGGUCCCAGAGACCGCCUGAAGGAAAGGCGCCACUUUAGAGUCCAGCAGGUAUCUCAGCAGCAAAGAUGCCCGCCCGGAUGGAUGACGUCAUGCGUUUGUGCUGUGAAAUAUCAGCUCACGAACAGAUCAAGGUCGCUGUGAAAAACUCCACCAAAGGGGCGAUGGUGGCAGGAGGAACUGCGUUUGUGGGCGGGCUGCUCGGUGGACCUCCGGGGAUUGCUGUUGGCGGUGCCGUCGGCGGUCUCCUGGGUAGCUGGUUGACCAGCGGUCAGUUCAGACCUCUGCCUCAGAUCCUGAUGGAGUUGCCUCCUACGCAGCAGAAGCAGCUCUACGAGUCCAUCGUGGCCGUCUUAGGGAACCUGGACUGGACAGACGCGGCCCAGCUCAUCUCUCUUGUGAUGGGGAACACCACACUCCAGCAGCAGGUCGCUGCCGCCUUAAUUAGCUACGUCACAAAGGAGCUCAGAGCUGAGGUGCGGUAUCAGGACUGAAGGACGGGUCCACGUGGACUUCACAGCACAACCAGAGACCUUCACAGGCCAACUGAAUAAUGGACGUUUCACUUCAUAACUGAUCUGAUACAACAACAAAAAAUUCUCAAUAAUGUUUGAACUCAGAUAAUGUUUGUAUAGCACUGAUGUGUUGGUCACUUUUUAAUCCCAUUUGUCAUUGUUUCUGGAUUAGAAAAGCUCAGGUCCACACUCUGUAUCAGGGUGUUUUUAUGUACACCUGCUCACAGAUUUCAAAUAAAAGGAACCGCGAGUUUCACUGAUACUUGUU